Saccharomycodes ludwigii is the source of this 1794-nucleotide messenger RNA. It is a transcript of the gene RFT1, whose product is annotated as glycolipid translocation protein. The transcript has a single exon. NCBI's taxonomy places the organism in Eukaryota, Fungi, Ascomycota, Saccharomycetes, Saccharomycodales, Saccharomycodaceae. Gene Ontology annotation, biological process: dolichol-linked oligosaccharide biosynthetic process; glycolipid translocation. Bases 1 to 1794 code for a protein of 597 amino acids. Gene Ontology annotation, cellular component: endoplasmic reticulum membrane. The record is from RefSeq and is a predicted model, not a curated record.
AUGAGAGAUGAAUCAAUUCUAGUGAAAUCUACCAAGGGGGUGACUUUUCUAAUGUUCACUCAAUUGUUUACCAAGAUCUUAACAUUUUUACUAAAUAACCUAUUGAUUAGAUAUUUGUCACCAAAAAUUUUUGGAAUAACUGCAUUUUUAGCAUUUUUACAAUCAACCGCACUAUUUUUCAGUAGGGAAGCAAUUAGGUUAUCAACUUUAAGAAUAUCCAAUUCAAACGUAAGGGAAAAACAACAGGAAAAUGAUGAACUUAGUUACAACUCCAAUAAUAAUCAUACUGAUAGCGAUGCCGAAAUUUACGAUUAUGAUAAUAACGUUUUCCAAAGUAUCAUAAAUUUCUCAUAUAUUCCUAUUGCAAUUGGAUUCCCGUUAUCUUUAAUAUUAGUAUUUUGGCAAUAUAAUAAAUUGAAUGAUUAUUUUAUCAAUUUGCCAUAUUUCACCUUAUCAAUUUUUAUAUUGUGGUGCAGUAUCAUAAUAGAACUAUUAGUUGAACCAUUUUAUAACAUCAACCAAUUUAUGCUAAAUUACAAGACUAGAUCUCAAUACGAAGGAAUUGCUGUAACCAGUUCCUGUAUAAUAAAUUUUCUAGUCGUUUAUUUACAUGAACAUAAUCAUAACAAAAUGUUGUCCAUUUCUCCAUCUUCUUCCUCCACUUCUUCUUCUUCUUCUUCCACCUCUUUAGCUGAGCUAGGAAAUGGUCAUGACAUUUUUAGCGAAGAAGGAAUAGCUAUUUUAGCCUUUGCAUUUGGCAAAUUAUUUAAUUCAAUCACCCUAUUAGUGUUGUAUUAUCGUAACUAUUUAACUUCUUUUAAACCUUACAGAAAGUUUCAACUAAAAUUGGUUCGUAUUAAACACGGUGGUAGUGGCAACAAUGCGGGUAGUAAUUCAUUAACAGGUUAUUAUUUUGAGAAUAAUAUCAUAGAGCAUUUCAAAAAGGUCUAUUUCCAGUUAUGCUUUAAGCAUUUAUUAACUGAGGGUGAUAAAUUGAUUAUCAACUCUUUAUGUACAGUUGAAGAACAAGGCAUUUACUCCCUACUAUCUAAUUAUGGUUCAUUAGUUACGAGGUUAAUUUUUGCGCCAAUCGAGGAGACUUUAAGAUUAUUUUUAACAAGAUUGUUGAUUAAUAAAACCAACCAUAAUUUAAAGUUGUCAAUGGAAGUUUUGAUUAAUAUCACCACAUUUUAUUUGUAUCUAACUAUAAUUAUUGUGAUAUUUGGACCAAUAAACUCUUCAUAUAUGAUGAGAUACUUGAUUGGUAGUAAAUGGUCAAGCACGUCGGUAUUAGAAACCAUAAGAGUUUAUUGUUUUUACUUGCCGUUUUUAUCGUUGAAUGGUAUUCUAGAGGCCUUUUUCCAGAGUGUUGCUGAUGGUGACCAAAUUCUAAAGCAUUCAUAUUUAAUGAUGCUGCUGAGUGGAGUUUUUUUAUUAAACUCGUGGAUUUUAAUUGAAAAAAUGAAAUUAUCACUAGAAGGAUUAAUUUACAGCAAUAUUAUUAAUAUGGUUUUACGUAUAGGAUAUUGUGUGUUAUUUAUUAAUAAAUUCUACAAGGAAUUGUUUUCUGGGAAAUCUUCUUUGAUUGUGAAUUUUAAAAACUUCAAGAAAACUAUUAUUUUGAGUGGAAUUAUAGGGGUGUUUGAUUGGUAUUUUUUGGGUGGAUAUACGAAAAACGUGAAAGAGUUGGUUAUAAAUAUUGGCUUAGCAAUGCUGAUUGUUUUUUUUAUCAUUUAUAACGAAAGAAAGAUGAUAUUAAGUUUUGUGAAAUUCAGAAGAGAGAAAACUAACUAA